CGUCAAGAUCACAGUCGCUUCUUUAGUGCCCAAGUAACAAAACCUAAAUAAUCAACCAUGAAACUGAUCAUCGUCGCACUCGCUCUCGUAGCUGUUGCUGCCGCGGCACCUGCAGAUGUAUCUGUAACUGUACAUGAAAUUAAGACUCUUCGUUCAGAGUACGACCAAAAACCAGAGGGUAGCUACACAUUUGGCUUCGAAACUGAAAACGGAAUUGUACGACAGGAAAACGGAGAACUAAAGGAAGUUCGUGACGAAGAGAACAAACCUCACACUGUCAUUACUGUUCGUGGUUCCUACUCCUACAACAAGGAAGACGGCCAGCCCGAGAUCGUCCAAUACUAUGCUGACGAGAACGGUUACCAUGCUGAGGGCCCAUCCAUCCCUAAGGUCCCCGGAAGCAACUAAGCUAAGCGAGAUUUAGGCGACCUUCGUUAAGUUCAAUGCAUAAUUGAUUUAAUGCUUUGAGUAUUUUGAUCAAUUAUUCAUGGAAUAAUGCAAUGUUUAAUGGAUUAUUUGUGUUUAAGAAAAUGACGUUUGCCGUUUUGAGUAUUGGGAGCAACAUCCGCCAUAAAGCUCUUCUACUCAUACUCGGUACGAUUUAAUAUUCACUGCCACAAUUUUUUGUACAUUUGUGUUGUUUGUUACUUUGACAUGUUUUGUACAGCAAAUAAAGUUCACUGAUUAAGUA
Melitaea cinxia (Glanville fritillary) is the source of this 691-nucleotide messenger RNA. RefSeq names its product larval cuticle protein 16/17-like (gene CPR46). The transcript is spliced from 3 exons. The record is from RefSeq and is a predicted model, not a curated record. NCBI's taxonomy places the organism in Eukaryota, Metazoa, Arthropoda, Insecta, Lepidoptera, Nymphalidae. Gene Ontology annotation, molecular function: structural constituent of chitin-based larval cuticle. The coding region runs from base 58 to 408 and encodes 116 amino acids. Gene Ontology annotation, cellular component: chitin-based extracellular matrix.